AUGAAAUAAUAUUUAAUUGCCUGCAGACCAUAUUAAAAAGUACCUUCAUUUUAAAGAAAGUCUUUAAUAUAAUUGGUAUUUAUUAAGGGUUUUAAAAUAAAACAUGUAAAAUAUUCAAUCCUAAAUCUUAAAGGCAGCCAAAAGUCUGAAUAUCAAAUACCCAGCAGCAAAAUCAAUCAUUGUUUACCAUAGAAAAAAUGUCAUCAAAUAGAAAUAAAACAUCACAUAUUAAAAUUCAUGUCAAUUUGCUCCAAUAGUUAAGAAGAAAAGUUCAAUUACUAUAAUAUCAACAAUAGGAGGUAGCCAAAUCACAUCUAAAAUACUUUUUCAAUAUGAAAUUCGAAAUGAUUCAUAAUAUAUUUUAACAUCUAUACCUUAAUGA
Messenger RNA from Paramecium sonneborni, 382 nucleotides. The record is from the annotation of a GenBank genome assembly. Lineage: Eukaryota; Ciliophora; Oligohymenophorea; Peniculida; Parameciidae.